AUGAAGCCUGGAACCUGUGGCUACUUUGACAAGUCCGGCUUCUGGUCCAAACUAUUCGAUCUAAAUGACUCAUCCUCCCUCUUGAAACACAGUCUUGGUGACGCGCAGGACACGAAUUCAGAGCUUCGAGACAAUGGCAUAACUUGGGAUCCCAAGGUAUCUCGUGGAACCUCCAAAAUCGACGUCGGACUUGAGGCAGGGGUCAACACGGGACUGCCAGUUGACAUCGCGGCCAAAUUGAAGGUGGCAACAUCAACAGAUUUUGGGGCCGUUUUGGUGACGACUCCUAACAUCCACCAUCACCGCGUCUACCAAGAAUCCGAUAUUCGGCCUUGGUGGUCUCGCAACAAGAGAAAGCUCUUGCAGGCGAAUUUCAAGUAUGAGGUUGCACGAUAUGGCCUCUUCAUCGUCACCGGCACUUACACCACCACUAACUGCUCCAUUACUGCUUGGUCAGACACCUCCAGUGACGUCUAUCUUGGAUUCGAAGCGGAUGUUACUGGGCUCCCAGCGGGGGUUAGAGUGCAUGGGGGAUGGGUUCUGGGGGGCAGCGCCAGCGGAUGGAACCACUAUGAUGCACCGGUCUUCACCUCGAUAAAGACGGACAACAACAUGAGAGCGUAUGACGAAGACAACCAGGCCGCUGUGGAAGACCAGACUGCCCGGGUUGGCGAUCUUGACUUUGUAUGCGAACGAGUUGCCGAACGCGACGAGACCAAAGAGGACAAAACUUCGAGGGAGCCAUCCAAAUGGGCUGUUUUAGUCGGCAUCAAUGACUACAUCAACCCCAAGGAUGAUACAAGGCCCCCUAUCCAGAACCUGAGAGGCUGCGUCGCGGACGUCGAUGCAAUGUGGACAUACUUCAAAGAAACUCUGGGCAUGGAUGACGAGCACAUUUCAAUACUCACAGCUCCGUUUCUGGCAAAGGCAAGGAGCAAGUCGCCUACAAAGCAAAACAUCGUCGGUGCAAUUAAAGAGACGUGUGGCAAAGCGUCGCCGAAGGAUCUAGUCUACAUCCACUUCUCUGGACACGGAGCUCGCUUGAAGCAGGACGGAGGGACAUACGUCCUCGUACCUACGGAUGUCAAGGAGAAGACGGGCGGGGUUCUGAAAGCAACCGAACUCAAGGACCUCCUGCGACAGAUGCUGGAGAAGGAGCUUAUUGUAACCGUUGUUCUCGACUGUUGUCACUCAAGCGGGAUCUCGCAUGGUGACCGUAGCCACGAGACUUCUCCCCGAGAAGAAGGCGGAGGAGAUAAUGUUGCAGUUCGCGGUCUUGACGAUUUGGAGAGCAUACUUUGGGACGGAGAAAAUACAGACAGUGAAACCCAGGCCGGCGAGGCUGCGGACUUUGAUCACGGCCAGGGACUUGGUGGCAAUGAUGAGCAGGGUAGGUCUCUGUCGAUGGCUGAUCACUGGCUUGUCCCGUCUGGCGGAGAAUAUACAGUGAUUGCUGCAUGUCGCGAGCUUGAAAAGGCCUAUGAGGUGAAAUCCGAAAAGGGUAAUUGGCAAGGUGUCCUGACGCUCUGCAUUGAUCGUCUCCUCAGGAAUACAGAUGCGCUUGUCCACGGCCUGCCGGGUCUCUCGUACUGGCGGCUACAGUGGCACAUUGCUGAGGCAGUGCAGCUGCAGCUGGGGGGUUCUCGUCAGCAGAAUGUCUUGAUAAAAGGUGCCAUGGAUCGUGCCUUCUUUGGAGAUUCGGAACUAGAGGUAUUGGAUGCGCCUGUGAUCAUCGAGCUCAACAAGCCCGUUGAUCACGGGAACAGGGUGCGGUUGAGUACCUCAAAGUAUCUCGGUGCUAGGGUUGGGUCAACGUUUGAUAUCUACCCCCUGACAACCGUGGGUGCAGGCGAGAAAGGGCAGCCUUUGGACCGCUUGGCUGUCUGCACAAUCAAAUCGGCAAAGGACCUCAAGGAUGGAAAUGCCGAUGCCAUUUGGACCGAAAUAUCGACCGGCAGUGAAAAGCAGAUCAUUGUAGGGUGUCCUGCAGUCCCUCAAGAUGAGAUUUUCGUGCGACUUGUCAAGAAAGCCACAGGGCACUCUGUCGAAGUAGAGGCUGCGGAUCAUGAAGCAAUCCGAGAAGCCUGGAGAAGUUCUACAUCCAGGUACGCAAAGCUAGUCAGUGACGACUUUAAGGGGCCUACCUGCGUGCAAGUCGCAGUCGACGAAGAGAAGCCUGAGUAUCAAAUUUUCGACAGAAAAGGAGAAGUCGUCUCGACACUUGCCUUCCGCCCCCAGGAUGAGACAGCGCCGGUGGCUCUCGUCAACCACACCAUGCACCUCGCAAGAUUCUAUUCCGCAUUCGAGAUGAGCACCAGUUCGCAGGGCAAAGCGCUUGUGAAAAUGCGUGUGCUGGGAGAGAUCUCGCCCAACGGUGAAGAAAGUACUCAACCUAUUCACACAGUAAAUCUCAAAGAAGCACCACAUGUUCCAGACUAUGUCAAGCCGUGGAAUGAAAUCGAGGCAGACGGCACUAUUAUAUUUCGACCAGGGAACAUCAUAGCGCUUGCUAUUGACAAUGUCACAGAUGAGACGGUGCAUGUCGCCUUGAUAUGCCUAGACAUGUCAAAUUGGUCCAUCAUCCCUGUUCAUCCGAAGCCCAGGUCGGGCAACACGGGUCGGCUGGACGUCCCAGUCACACUUAACCCUGGACACCGGGUACUGCUUCCAAUCAGGUAUGAAACCCCGAAAGGAGCCUCGAAGCAAUCAGAGGCACACAAAGAGAUGCUCAAAGUCAUUGCCGCAACGUCGCCGAGGGACUUCAAUGCCCUCCUACUCCCUCCCAUCGAGGAAACAGGUCGGGGAGGCAAUGGUGAAAGCUCAGAAGGAGGUUUCUGGGGUCUCUUUGAAGAUAUUUUAGAGCAAGACCGGCCAUUGACAGCUGGAAGUUUGCGCAAGACUGUCAAAUUUGACAUCAAACAACAAGUUGUCAAGGUGGUGCCGGUAUCUGAUGAGAGUGCAAAUGAGAGCGCAAAGGGCAUGGAUUGGGAUGCCGCACUUGGUUAUUAG
Molecule: messenger RNA, 3009 nt
Organism: Fonsecaea monophora
Lineage: Eukaryota; Fungi; Ascomycota; Eurotiomycetes; Chaetothyriales; Herpotrichiellaceae
Exons: 3
Coding region: 1-3009 (1002 amino acids)
Biological process (GO): proteolysis
Molecular function (GO): cysteine-type endopeptidase activity
Source: RefSeq, a predicted model, not a curated record